AUGUCUCAAGAUUUUUCGCCUUAUCGAUCGGCACCGGCGCCUUUUGCGUCUCCUCUGAUGGGCCGCAGAGAAUGGCAAAGCGGUCCUGCACCGUUCGAGAGCCAACGCUACCAGCAAGGCAACAUGUAUGGAGGGCAGAUGCGUUACGGUGAACAGUAUCCUUUCAAUGAUGGCAGAGGUGGUGCUGACAUAUCGCCAUGGGCAAGGCCUCCAGCAAACCAACCAGAUGAAUUUUACAAGUUGGAAUCGGUGAUGCGCAGAGCGGCUGAGGAGAAUUCGUCGUCACUAGAUGCAGUCAGACAAGUGGAGAAAAUGGGUCUGGGUCCAGUUAUGGGAGCAAUAUUGAAAGCUGUGGAUCGCGGGAAUUCCGGCUAUCCGUCAUAUGACACCCCAUCGCGCAAAAUCCCAUCGCUGAUUGAUGAACCAUUCGAAAGGGAUCCUCGUUUGCCUGGCGGUCUUGAUUACAAUCCUUCCCCAGUGCGGGACAUAAAUCGUUAUGUCGAGCCCCUUGGCGGCAGCAUGGACAGCUCCCGCAUGCGCUCUUCACAACCUGUUGAUCGUAUUACUUACCCAUCAUUGGGUGGUGGUGGGUGGUGGAAGUGGACCCACCCCUCUGGUUAG
Messenger RNA from Cooperia oncophora, 621 nucleotides. Lineage: Eukaryota; Metazoa; Nematoda; Chromadorea; Rhabditida; Trichostrongylidae. The record is from the annotation of a GenBank genome assembly.